AUUUUUUAACCUAAAGAAAAGGUGGGACCCUGAAGGAACAGGUGACCAUUUUAAGUUGGUUUUAUUUACUUGCAUUUUGUAAAUUGACAAAGCUCUUAAAUAUUGCAUCUUUUUCUCUCCUUUCCUUUGGCAUUUUAUCACCUGUGAUAAGGAAGCCGUUGCGGAAAUUAAAGUUUGUAGUUCAUAAGAGAUUCAGACCUCUGCUGUGGAUUAUUAUUCAUCUAUCAUUUCUUUCUGGGCUUGCCUUGAGGUCCCGUUUUUACAUCUCUUGGUCCUUUCUGUAGACAACUAUUGCCAAACUUUGCUUUCUCUUCGCGUACCUAGAAAUUGCUCAGAAACAAGAUUAGCCUUGCGUAUGGGCACGUUCUUGUGUUCGAAUAAUGAUAUUCACUUAACCUAUUUAUAAAAGCUCUUAUUUGUGUACUUGAUUACGUGCAUCCCAUGACCUGGCUCCUUUUCUUUUGCUGUUAUUUACUGAUAAAAAUAAAUCUCCUGCGCUAAGCAGUAGGAAUCUCUCCGAAAUGCAAGAGAAGUCCUAAGGGGAGAAUUCAUAUGUUAAUGAGCCCUUCCAAGUGAGAACUUGGUUAAACGUGCCAUUUGCUGACAUCAUUGUUAUGUGCAGAGUGGAGACGAUUUCUGUAAGAGGUGGCUUGCAUAUUACCCCAGCGUUUUGUGGCCCGCGCGUGCACCUGCGGGAGGGGGAAGUUUACAUAAGCAUCAUGGGGUCUUUGCAUCUCAGCUGCUCUGAGCACUCACUUAGGGUUUCCGGGAAUGGAGCAGGCGGACAGAGGUGGGUAGGUGCUCGAGCCACGAGAUUGGCCAAGUGGGUGGGUAACUUUUCCAGGAAUAACGUGCGCGCGGGACAUCGUGAAGACUUGCCAGGGGCACGGUCAGCAGUGACAGUUCCUGGAAAGCCGGCAGCGGCGAUAUGUAGCUGGGCAGGCGCCUCCUGCGGACGCGAGCGGGGAGCCGACCAGGGCUGGCACCGCGGGCCGGGCGGCCAGCCCGCCGCUCUCCGCCCUCCGCGGAGGGUGGGACGGCAGCCACUGUUUGAUGUCCUGUGACUAAGAAAACGGCUUUUAACUUGAUUGUUAUGCCUUUGGAGAUGGAGCCCAAAAUGAGCAAACUCGCCUUUGGGUGCCAGCGAAGUUCCACGUCAGACGACGAUUCUGGCUGUGCUUUGGAGGAGUACGCCUGGGUGCCCCCGGGCCUCAGACCAGAGCAGAUCCAGCUCUAUUUUGCUUGCUUACCGGAGGAAAAGGUUCCUUAUGUCAACAGCCCUGGAGAGAAGCAUCGAAUUAAACAGCUUUUGUACCAGUUGCCACCACAUGAUAAUGAGGUGCGGUACUGCCAGUCUUUGAGCGAAGAGGAGAAAAAAGAAUUGCAGGUGUUCAGUGCUCAGCGGAAGAAGGAAGCGCUUGGAAGGGGAACGAUUAAACUCUUGUCCAGAGCAGUCAUGCACGCUGUGUGUGAGCAGUGUGGGUUGAAGAUAAAUGGAGGUGAAAUUGCAGUGUUUGCCUCUCGCGCGGGCCCUGGAAUAUGCUGGCACCCAUCCUGUUUUGUCUGCUUCACGUGUAACGAGCUGCUGGUCGACCUCAUCUAUUUUUACCAGGAUGGAAAAAUUCACUGUGGCAGGCACCACGCUGAACUGCUCAAGCCACGGUGUUCAGCAUGUGAUGAGAUAAUUUUUGCUGAUGAGUGCACAGAAGCUGAGGGUCGCCAUUGGCACAUGAAACACUUCUGCUGCCUUGAGUGUGAAACGGUCCUCGGCGGACAGAGGUACAUCAUGAAGGAUGGCCGCCCGUUCUGCUGUGGCUGUUUUGAGUCUCUGUAUGCCGAGUACUGUGAAACCUGUGGGGAGCAUAUUGGUGUCGACCAUGCACAGAUGACCUACGACGGGCAGCACUGGCAUGCCACAGAAGCCUGCUUUUCUUGUGCCCAGUGUAAAGCCUCUUUACUGGGGUGUCCCUUCCUUCCCAAACAAGGUCAGAUUUAUUGCUCAAAAACCUGCAGCCUUGGUGAAGACGUCCAUGCCUCUGAUUCUUCGGACUCUGCAUUUCAGUCAGCUCGAUCAAGGGACUCCAGAAGAAGUGUCCGGAUGGGCAAAAGCAGUCGGUCAGCGGAUCAGUGUAGGCAGUCUCUCCUCUUGUCCCCCGCUCUGAAUUACAAGUUUCCUGGCCUUUCAGGCAAUGCUGACGACACCCUUUCUCGGAAACUAGAUGAUCUGAGUCUCUCCAGGCAAGGAGCAAGUUUUGUCAAUGAAGAAUUUUGGAAAGGCAGAGUAGAGCACGAAACCCCAGAAGACCCUGAAGAAUGGGCUGAGCAUGAAGAUUAUAUGACGCAGCUCCUCCUCAAGUUUGGUGAUAAAAGCCUCUUUCAGCAGCAGCCCAAUGAGAUGGAUAUUCGAGCCAGUGAGCAUUGGAUAUCUGAUAACAUGGUUAAAAAUAAGACUGAAUUAAAGCAAAAUAACCAGAGCCUUGCAAGUAAAAAGUACCAAUCUGAUAUGUAUUGGGCACAGUCACAAGAUGGACUGGGCGAUUCUGCUUAUGGCAGCCACCCAGGGCCUGCAAGCAGUAGGAGGCUCCAGGAACUAGAUCUGGACCAUGGGGCUGCGGGAUAUAAUCAUGAUCAAACACAGUGGUAUGAGGAUUCCCUGGAGUGUUUGUCAGACUUGAAACCAGAGCAUAGUGUUCGGGAUUCCAUGGAUUCUUUGGCUUUGUCUAAUAUCACAGGAGCUUCGGUGGAUGGAGAAAGUAAGCCAAGGCCGUCAUUAUAUUCUCUGCAAAACUUCGAGGAAAUGGAAGCAGAAGAUUGUGAGAAAAUGAGCAAUAUGGGGACUUUGAACUCUUCCAUGCUGCACAGGAGUGCAGAGUCCUUGAAGAGUCUAAGUUCAGAGUUGUGUCCAGAAAAAAUCAUGCCUGAGGAGAAACCCGUACAUCUGCCUGUGCUCAGAAGAUCCAAGUCUCAGUCCAGACCACAGCAGGUCAAGUUUUCGGAUGAUGUCAUUGACAAUGGAAACUAUGACAACAUUGAAAUCCGGCAGCCUCCAAUGAGCGAGAGGACUCGGAGACGGGUCUACCAUUUCGAAGAGAGGGGAUCCAGGUCUCAUCACCAUCGCCGCAGGAGAAGUAGGAAGUCCCGCUCUGACAACGCCCUGAAUCUUGUUACAGAAAGAAAAUACUCUCCCAAGGACAGACUGCGGCUUUACACCCCCGACAGUUAUGAGAAAUUUAUACAGAAUAAGAGUGCCCGGGAGAUCCAAGCAUACAUCCAGAAUGCCGAUCUCUAUGGACAGUAUGCCCAUGCCACUUCCGACUACGCCCUGCAGAACCCGGGAGUGCACAGGUUUCUGGGACUCUAUGGGGAGGACGACGAUUCCUGGUGUUCCUCCUCCACCUCCUCCUCCGACUCAGAAGAAGAAGGAUAUUUUCUUGGACAACCAAUUCCUCAGCCCCGGCCACAGAGAUACGCCUACUAUACAGACGACCUUUCUAGUCCAACUUCUGCGCUCCCUACUCCUCAGUUUGGUCAGAGGACAACUAAAUCCAAGAAGAAAAAGGGACACAAGGGCAAAAACUGUAUUAUUUCUUAAGCUGGUAGCUGUGGUGAUCAUGUUUAAACUUAGCCAUUAACCAUCUUGAAUCAUAUCUUUUUUCUUCCAUAGGAAAGUUGCUAAAAUAGUUUAAAGUGCUUUGCCCAUGUAAAUGAGACCCCGGCAGCUGUUUACAGUGUCAGAUUAACAUAUGGAAGGUGUGAUUUCUCCAGUGUACCCUCCUCGGAUGGCGCCAGGUUGACGUGACAUCUUGUGCCUGUCAAGUGCAUCAGUGUUUUAUAUAGCUCCUUUGCUCUCCAGUCCUCAAGAGAAUCCUUAAGAAACUGUCAUGAGGUGAUUGGACGAGGGUGUUGAUUUUAGACAAUGGAGAACUUCAGCCACCUUUGUAAAGCAAUAGUGUUUGUCGUUCGUCUGCGCCAGGUUGGCCCAGGUCCUGAUCCGUGUGUCUUGUGAGGCAUGCGCGUAGUGACGCUGACCCAGCCAACACUGUGCAUCCCAUCGUGCGAGGCCACCUCAUCCCCUUUCAGUCCUCAUUAGCCAGGUAAACAUUGUAUUGUAUUAGUUCCAGCUACAGACUGAAAAAAGCAUUGCUAUUUAUAAUGUAGUAUUUCACAGACUUAAGUGUAUUCCUAAUUUAAUGGUGCAAAUAUUAAUGUACAUACUGUACAGUUCAGAUUUUAAAGCUGAUAUUUUUAUAUCCCUGAAUUGCAAGAUGUUUGUUACACUGCAGUGCUAGAUUUGUUAGGGAACCAGAAACAGCAUUUAUGGAUGAAAUGAUUGCUUGUAUUUUAGUCAGGGUUUAUAAGUUUAGAUGGUCAAAUUUAUAUUGCCUAGUGAUGGAAAGUUCAAUUUUUUUUUGAUUUUUCAAUAUUAAAAAGGCUCUGUAUGCAUGGUGGGGCUAUGUAAAUAUUCUUUAAAACUAUGGCCCUAUUAAUCUUACAAGUGUUAUUUAUGGGUCAAGCAAUGUAAACUGUAUAAAUGUAAAAACAAACAAAAAAACCCACAUAUACCCCUGGAAUAUAUGGUAAAAACAAGUAGAAGCUGUUUGGGUGAAUGUUUUCUUCCCCCUUGGGGAUGGUAGGGGGUGCCUUUCCCAUUUUUAGCAAGGUGGUGAUUAUCUCCUGCGAAGAGACCAAAACUAUAAGGAUCUGCUUUUUGUAGCAGAGGACUUUGUAGAUUUAUUAUCUGAAGAGAAGUUAUUCCUUUUUAUCCCUUCCUUCCAGCUAAUUUGUUGGCCUUUAACAGCAGUUUUGAAAACUAGGCCUUCUGGUUAUGUUUCUCUUUUAAAAUCUUUAAAUUGGAGGAUACUGUGCCACUGACUACAUCAAGUUAAUAUGAGGUUCUAUUUCAAGUUUUCUUGGAUUUGAAGUAAUGAGCUGAUAUUUUGAUAUGUGCCAUUCUUACACAUAUGUUUCAGGCCUGAGGUCAUAGUGGUAUCUCAGACCUUUAGGAAAGUGUUUAAUAAAUGCUUAAUAAAUCACAAACUACCUUUCUGAACACAAAUCUUUGCAAACACAUCCAGAUCACUUCCAUUUUGCUCCUUUGUUGGUUUGCCAUUCUUCUACCAUUUGCAGACCACCAUUUGACUCCUGCAUAUCCACUUGCCCCUGUGAGUAGGCGGGAAAUAGGACUUGAGACACAGAGCUAAGGUUGUCUGUAUUUACCAGAAUGGGCAAAAGCUGUUAGGCCUUGGGAAGGAGGAACAUGGAUCCAGUAGGUGAACCAGUGGUCUACAGCGUCCCCCUAUACCCAUCCCUGGAUAGUCAGGGCUUUGUAUCUGAGCUAGACAGGGCCCCUUCAAAACGCACCACUGGGGAGAGAGCGCUUUACUCAGUAACUGUAUCAUUUCCCUCGUCUGGUUCAUUUUAAAAACAUAUCAGUGAUGAAAAGGAAAUGCAUGCACACAGUAAAAAAAAUUCAAACAAUAAAGGACAGUCAGGUGUCUUCUUUCCACUCUUCAUCCCCAGUCCCUCAGUUCCCUUCCCCAGAAGUAACCACUAUUAUCCAUUUCUAGUGUAUCCUUCAGAUGUUCAAAACAUAUUUAUAUAAAUGUAUGUUUAAAAAAUGGUAGCAAACUAUA
Equus caballus (horse) is the source of this 5633-nucleotide messenger RNA. RefSeq names its product prickle planar cell polarity protein 1 (gene PRICKLE1). Gene Ontology annotation, molecular function: zinc ion binding. NCBI's taxonomy places the organism in Eukaryota, Metazoa, Chordata, Mammalia, Perissodactyla, Equidae. The record is from RefSeq and is a predicted model, not a curated record.